Molecule: messenger RNA, 3469 nt
Organism: Calidris pugnax (ruff)
Lineage: Eukaryota; Metazoa; Chordata; Aves; Charadriiformes; Scolopacidae
Gene: MPP7
Product: membrane protein, palmitoylated 7
Exons: 19
Coding region: 1-1839 (612 amino acids)
Biological process (GO): protein localization to adherens junction
Cellular component (GO): plasma membrane; cell-cell junction
Molecular function (GO): protein binding
Source: RefSeq, a predicted model, not a curated record
AUGACAAGACAACAGAUGCUCUCCCUCACCUCUCGCUCCAAGGAGACGAAGAAGAGAGAUAAAGGGAAUUGUCUGUACGAGCUGCUGGCUGCAUUGCCAGCCCAGCUGCAGCCACAUGUGGACAGCCAGGAAGACCUGACCUUCCUCUGGGAUAUGUUUGGUGAAAAAAGCCUUCAUUCACUGGUGAAGAUUCAUGAAAAACUGCAUUAUUAUGAAAAACAGAACCCGGUGCCCAUACUCCAUGGUGCAGCAGCCUUGGCAGAUGAUCUGGCUGAGGAGCUGCAGAGCAAGCCACUGAGCAGCGAGAUCAGAGAACUGUUGAAACUCCUCUCAAAACCCAAUCUCAAGGCUUUGCUGUCUGUACAUGAUACUGUUGCUCAGAAGAACUACGAUCCUGUCUUGCCCCCCAUGCCUGAUGAUAUUGAUGAGGAAGAAGAUUCUGUUAAAAUAAUCAGGCUUGUCAAAAACAGGGAACCAUUGGGAGCUACUAUUAAAAGGGAUGAACAUACUGGUGCAAUUGUGGUGGCCAGGAUAAUGCGUGGAGGAGCUGCAGAUAGAAGUGGUCUUAUUCACGUUGGCGAUGAACUGAGGGAAGUCAAUGGGAUUCCCGUAGAUGAUAAAAAACCUGAAGAAAUAAUACACAUUUUGGCUCAGUCUCAAGGAGCAAUUACAUUUAAAAUUAUACCUAGUGUGAAGGAAGAAAUGCCAAUGAAGGAAGGCAAGAUGUUUAUCAGAGCCCUAUUUGACUAUGAUCCUAACGAGGAUAAAGCAAUUCCUUGUAAAGAAGCUGGACUUGCUUUCAGAAAAGGAGAUGUCCUUCAGAUCAUGAGCCAGGAUGAUGCAACCUGGUGGCAGGCCAAACACGAGGGUGAUGCCAAUCCCAGAGCAGGCUUGAUCCCUUCAAAGCAUUUCCAGGAGAGGAGAUUUGCAUUAAGAAGACCAGAAGUGCAGAUUCAACCACUGAAAAUUUCCAACAGAAAAUCAUAUGAGGAAGCGGUUGAGUGUGAGGAAAUUGAAGAAGAUGCUGAAUGUGCUGGUCACAACAGUGGAUCCUAUUUAGCUGGUUUUAGAAGAAGCUUUCGUCUUAGCAGAAAAGAUAAAAAAACAAACAAAUCUAUGUAUGAAUGCAAGAAGAGUGAUCAGUAUGAUACAGCAGAUAUCCCAACAUAUGAAGAAGUUGCAAAAUAUAGACGACAACCUAAUGACAAAUACAGGCUUGUUGUUUUGGUUGGUCCUGUAGGGGUUGGACUGAAUGAACUUAAACGGAAAUUGCUGAUCAGUGACACCCAGCAUUACGGGGUAACGGUGCCACACACUACCCGGCCCAGGAGAAGCCAAGAAAGUGACGGUGUGGAAUACAUUUUCAUUUCCAAGCACUUGUUCGAGACAGACGUACAGAAUAACAAGUUUAUCGAGUACGGCGAGUACAAGAACAACUACUACGGUACGAGUCUGGACUCUGUCCGCUCUGUUCUAGCUAAAAACAAAGUUUGUUUGUUGGAUGUGCAGCCUCAUACAGUGAAACACUUACGGACGUAUGAAUUUAAACCAUUUGUUAUAUUUAUAAAACCUCCGUCACUCGACCGUUUGAGAGAGACCAGAAAAAACGCCAAGAUUAUUUCAAGUAAAGAUGACAAGGGAACUGCAAAACCCUUUACAGAAGAAGAUUUUCAAGAAAUGAUUAAAUCUGCCCACGUGAUGGAGAGCCAGUACGGCCACCUUUUCGAUAAAGUGAUUGUCAACGACGACCUCGCCACGGCUUACAGUGAGCUCAAAGCAACUUUUGACAGGUUGGAGACCGAGACCUUCUGGGUUCCUGUCAGCUGGUUACAUUCAUAACCAUUUACAUGGACAAAACAUCUGCUGUUACCUCAGCUUCUGCACGUGGGGCAUGGCUGGGCUUUACUCCAUGGCCGGUUUCUUGGUAGGAGGGCUUUCCUACUCUGCAUCCACUUGGGACUGGGCUCCUUUUCCUGGGUCUUCAAUCCUCCUGCCCACGAUUUUGGGGCAGAUCAGUCAGAUUAAAGCGAAGUCCUACUAUGCUCCAUAAGGUGAGGUAACACUAGUGUAACACAACAGCCAAGCACCUCUUUAGUGUCACCUGUGUGUGUCCAAGGUAAGCUCUUGUAGCAGAGAGUUUGCAGAAGAUGCUAAUUAACACUGGAGAUCAGCACUUUGAUGGUUUUAGGCAUAGCUGCUCCCAUAAAGAGCACAUCAGCACUUGGAAAUUAUUACCCCUUAAGUGCUUGAGAGAACUGAAACGGGCAAAAGUGACCAACAUUUUUAUGAGGAAGAUGUAGUUUUAGUUGCGUAUGGAGAUAAGUGUUUUUACUUUUCGAGAGGUGAACCUUGUCUUACGUGUACAGAGUGAUUGUAGUUUUCCUUUGCACUUGUGUAGUCAUGGCAAGAGAGACGUGUUCAGUGGCUUAAUUGUGAAACUCUCUGCUGUGAGCAUGCACGGGUUGAAAAUACUUUGACGCAUGCUUUGUGGCACAACAAGGAAAACUCACAGGAAUAUUUAUUUAAAUAGGGAAAAAUGUGAGUUACUGUAUAUAUAACUUCAAGUCUUUGGGAUUAAUCUCCUGUAAAAUCAGUGGCAAAGUGAUAUGAAUAGGAACAAAGUGGAGAGUAAUUUUUUUUUUUUCCUCUUUAAAUUGGUUUCAAAAAUUUUUGGCAUCCUUUAGAACAUUUUUCCCAUCAGAAAUUUCAAACAAUUAGUGAGGAAACUUUGGCGAUCUGGGAAGCAGUUGCAAGAGAUUAAUUCUUUUUAUUGUUUAGUAUGUAGUAAUACUUCGUAGCAGUGUAACAGCUAUUUUGUCUCCACCCAAAAAUUAAAUAAUGCCGUAGACUUCACUGUAAAAAGUAUCCUUGUCACUGGUCAGACACAGUGGGAGACCUCAUUUUAAAAUUUGAUGUGGGAGUGUCAGCAAAUGUAUAUUAGCCGAUGUAUUUUUAAUAGAGAUAAUUUGGUAUUUUUCUUUAUUUACUACUGAUAUGCAGGAAAUGAGUACGUCUGUAAAGAGCAAGUAACACCUGUGUGUUGUGUUGUGAGUCUGUCUCGUAAGCACGGAGCGUGCGUAGGAGCUCGCUGACCUCAGACCAUCCCAUCUGUGGCACUCCAGCAGGAAACCCUUAGUUCAUGUUAAUCUGUAAAGAGAAUAUAGCUGUCUUGUUUAAAGAAAAAAGAAUUUAGUGAAACUUUAUAUAUUUAUGCAGGGGUUGAAAAGGGAUGUUAAGUUUUUAAAUAUCUUGUCAAUGUGAUCAUUUACUAAGGAGAUUACUGCGUCUGUAAUUUGAAACACUGUCUCUGUAAAUGGAGCUCAACAUUCCAUGUAAAUAUUUUAUUUCAGUUCAUACGCUGACAAAGCCAUCAGAUUUUGCAGUUUUAUUCUAAAUGCGUAUUUAAUGUGUGGGUCAUUGCGUUUGGCUUAGAGUCGUAUAAAAUAAAUGAAAUGCAAGCAACAACAGC